GAUGAAACAUUUGGAGAAUUUGUGAAACUCUCGAAACGCACUUAUUUCAAGCAAUUCUUGGACAUCAUGGAGUUGAGCGUUGAGCAGCGCAUUGCCGACGGCAAUGCCUUGUACAAGGAAGGUCGGUACACGGAAGCGCGGCGAGAAUACUCUGCAGCAAUCCAUACUCUGGACACAUCUGCCGACGCAACUCCAACUAUCCUGAGCCGAAUCCUUGCCAAUCGAGCACAGACGUACCUCCAAGAACGUGACUAUGCUCUGGCGUUGAAAGACGCCGAGGCCGCCGUCGAGAGCGAUCCAUUGAACGUCAAAGCACACAUGCGUCGCGUAAUCGCGACGGAGAACUUGGAGAAGUUUGAGACCGCCUUAAAGCAUGUCCGACACAUGCUCACGUUGUCGCUAGAUGCUUCGACGCUGUCCUUCGCAUUGACGACGCAACGCCGGCUCAAAUGCAAUUGCAAGUCGGAUACGGCCGCUGCGAAAGCUGAACGAUACGAGGUCGGGAAACUUGUGCACAGUCAGCAAUCAAUCCGACUCAACUUUGGGAGCAUGCUGCCGUCGCACCUCCCGGUCUCCCAGUGGGUCGAUGUUGUAUUCUUUGUCGCUAACGAGUUCGGACUCUUCCAACGCGGGCUCGUUUCAUCUUCCGUACCCCUUUCUGUGUCCAUCAAUAGUCUCUCUGGGACAUCACUGAAGGAUGUCGCGCUUGAAAUCGAUUCAAAGUCGUUGCCCGUCGAAAUUGGCGUUAACGGCAAAACCACAGUUCGCCUGCGCAUCAUCUCAACCGCGGCUAUCACCGCUGACCAUCCAUUGCCGCGACUGUCGCUCCGCGGCGACUUGGCGAAAGGCCACCACCUCGACGAUGUGCUUCCUGUCGUGUCAUUGCCGAUUCAAGCAACUCACCCCACGUCAUCCACCAUCUUGUUUGAGCACGAAAACGAUCCAUUAGGCAUCCAGUGCUGCCGCAGUGUGUGGGUGGACGGCGCCGAACGCUUCAUCACUCUGGCCGAAUCGCCUGGGAACCUCGGCAUCGGCGGCAAGUUGUGGGAUUCCAGCUUGAUUUUGACCGCGUAUUUGGCAGCACAUCCCGAGGUGAUCGCAGGACAACACGUAAUUGAGUUGGGCAGCGGCCUUGGCCUCAUCGGCCUCGCGUGCGCGGCGCUGUCGAGUGCGGCGUCCGUUGUCCUCACCGACAUAGACGAUGUCGUGCCUCUGCUUGAGUACAACGUGCGACUGAAUGAUCUCCAGGACGAAGCUUCUGUGCGACCUCUUUGGUGGGGAACUUCUAUUGAGCACCUCAGCGCUCCUUAUGACGUUGUGUUGAUGUCGGACGUGGUGUACGAUCCAUUCGGGUAAUGCUGCGCCACAACGACAUGCAUCUCACGUCUAGGACUUGAACUCAAGUAGAUACGAGCCCCUCAUUGCAUCGUUGCGCGACCUCACAACACCCAGCACUACGAUUCUCAUGGGGCAUCGAUCACGGCAUCCCCAAGAAAAGCAGUUCUUUGACAGUCUCGACAACGAGUUCACGCUGACUCCAAUUCCCAUCGACGAGCAGUCGGGUGCUGUGUGGGCGCAUCCGUCGCGCAUGACAGACGUCAAGCUGUUUUCCAUUCGGAAGAAGAACUAGAGCUUCGCUGUCACCGCCAUUUUCGCCAACAUCGCCGCCGAUGCCAGUUCUCGUUACAUGGAACAGGUGUAUUCAAAAAUCGACGGAUUUUUCAGAAUACUAUGUACGAUGUUAAUAAAUCAAAAAUACACCUAAUUCCAAAAAAUCCAA
Molecule: messenger RNA, 1780 nt
Organism: Aphanomyces invadans
Lineage: Eukaryota; Oomycota; Saprolegniomycetes; Saprolegniales; Verrucalvaceae
Exons: 2
Coding region: 67-1356 (429 amino acids)
Molecular function (GO): protein binding
Source: RefSeq, a predicted model, not a curated record